AUGAAGGCUUCUCAUACCGCAACUUCCAUAAGGGGGAAUCGAAAACGUCGAGAACAGAAGCCCCGCGUUCUGUUGUCAUGCACGUCGUGCAGGGAGAAAAAGCUGAGAUGCAAUCGGGAACGCCCUUGCACAAACUGUCGGAAACGCAGCCGGGAUGCAGCCUGUCAAUAUGUUACCGAGCGUUCAGACCCCUUGACAUUGAAGAAGUCAGAACCUGUUGACGUAUACCAUCGCUUGCAAUUCUUAGAGGAAAGGUUGCUCUUCUUAGAGAGGGAGGUCACGCGGGAUUGCAACUCUUCGUCCACUUCUCGGGAUGAUACGUUUCAUGAUGGCGAAAGUCCCAGCAGGAAUCCUAGUAAAAGUGAGGUAUUUCCGGCGGGAUCUCGAGUUCCCACAGAAGGGAGUUCCUUAGCUGUUUGCUUCCUAGCUGGGAAAAGUGGGACUAGAUUCGUUAACCCAAGUCACUGGCAGGCAAUUAUGAACAAUGCGGAGCUCAACCGAGAGGAUUGCAACGAUGAUGAAAACCAAGACGCUGAUGGGGCCUCUCGGCCGGAAGGCCCGGUCCUACUACUUGGAAUUUCACGGAUGAUGGACAUGGCAGAGCUUCUGAACGCACUACCACCUCGCAGAACUGCAGAUCUGCUCGAUCUAACAAGUCCUGUAGUUAUCAUUCAUGCUCCGACGUUCAAAAGCGAGUACCUGAGAUUCUGGGAUAAUCCCGCAGGAGCACCUGUCGCCUGGAUCGCACUAUUGUAUUCAAUCCUGUCUUGUGGGAUAUACAUCCAACAUACGGCAGAUUCAGAAGUUUUCUCUCUAGACUUGCCAAGAUCAUUCUAUAUGUACCGUCAUAACAGUGCAGUUGCGUUGGCGAAGUCAAACUUCGCUACUCCGGGUCCAUAUAAAGUUGAAGCAUCCAUCUUAUACCUCGGAAUCGAGUAUCUCCAAAGCAAUGAACAGAAAACAGGACUCCCAAUGUUACUCGGUGUUGUGUCGCGACUAGCAAUUAUGAUGGGAUAUCAUCGCGAUCCUCAGCUAUACCAUCCUCAGAUAUCGAAUUUCGAAGCAGAAAUGCGGCGCAGGGCAUGGCUUAUACUCAUCACAAUCGACUCCGUACUCGCAUGCCAUACAGGUCUACCCAAGGUUAUUAGCCGGAGCCUAGGCGAUGUGAGUCUCCCCAGAAAUCUUCUGGAUAGCGAUUUUAGUCCAGAAACUACUGUUCUUCCUCCUCCGCGCCCCGCAGAUGAGGUCGCCAGCAGCAUCGUAUACAUGUCGGCAAUGGAGCAAAUGCUGUCUGUUUCCAACGAAGUCAGCGACUUGGCAUCAUGUCCUUCGCUUUUUCCCGAAAGGGCUCUCGAAUUGAAUUUACAGCUGGAAAAUACCAAGAGUCGCUUGCCCAGCCUACUUCGGUUGCAGUCUCCAGGGGCACGAGCAUCAGAUGACCAGACUGUGAUCAAACAGUACUUUUUGGAAAUAACAUAUCAACGCGCGCGAUGCAUCUUACACCGUCAUUAUUUGACGACCAUUGAUCCAGAGCCUCAUGAAGGAUUGAGAUUAGUCUGCGUGGAUGCAGCCCAGCAGGUUCUAACUCUCCAGUCCGAACUGUUCCAAGUUCUGGCUAAAUCACAUAACCAGCAGUUAGCGUGGUUUGGGGUAUCUCGGUCAAUCUCCGAUUGCUUGACAGCUGCCAUGGUGAUAUCUUUGGAGGUGAUAACCCAAUCAAGAAAUGGUGGAACUGUGGGAAUUACGCCGCAGGCUGAUCUCAUUGAGCUGCUGAAGGCCUCCCAAAUAUCCUGGAGGAGCUCACCAAGGCCAUCACUGGAGACCCUGAAAGCCGCCGAUAUAAUUGGUACGAUGUUAGACUUAUUGGGAUAUGGCGGAGCGAGUCCCUUACCUGAUUUACAAGGAACUCAAGAAGGGCAGCAGAACCAUAGAGAAACCACAGAGACGCUCUUACGAUCUCCAAGUAUAAUGCAUGACAUACUGACGGGAGAUUAUGCGUUGGAAAUGUUUGACUGGGUAAGACGUACUGCUCCAUUGCAACUAUUACGCUGA
Aspergillus niger is the source of this 2052-nucleotide messenger RNA. RefSeq lists its product as uncharacterized. Lineage: Eukaryota; Fungi; Ascomycota; Eurotiomycetes; Eurotiales; Aspergillaceae. Gene Ontology annotation, molecular function: zinc ion binding; DNA-binding transcription factor activity, RNA polymerase II-specific; DNA binding. Gene Ontology annotation, cellular component: nucleus. Gene Ontology annotation, biological process: regulation of DNA-templated transcription; DNA-templated transcription. The coding region runs from base 1 to 2052 and encodes 683 amino acids. The record is from RefSeq and is a predicted model, not a curated record. The transcript has 5 exons.